GUUUAAAGAGGAGGUGCGCGUAUUCUAUGGUAUCCCUUUCGCUAAACCUCCCAUUGGCCCUCUUCGAUUUAGGAAACCGUUGCCUAUAGAACCGUGGCACGGUGUCCUGAACGCCACUGUGCUACCAAAUAGCUGCUACCAGGAGAGAUACGAGUACUUUCCAGGCUUCCCAGGCGAGGAGAUGUGGAAUCCGAAUACUAAUAUAUCCGAGGAUUGCUUGUAUCUAAACAUAUGGGUGCCACCGAAGAUGAGGCUAAGGCACAGAGGUUCGGAAACGUCAGGUAACGGUGAAAAGAGUGGUCUGCCGCUUCUCGUUUGGAUCUACGGGGGUGGAUUCAUGAGUGGAACAGCUACGUUGGACGUGUACGACGCAGAUAUCAUGGCAGCUGCCAGCGACGUGAUUAUAGCCUCCAUGCAGUACAGAGUCGGAGCUUUUGGGUUUCUCUAUUUGAACAAGCAUUUCACCAAUAGCGAGGAGGCACCUGGGAAUAUGGGUCUGUGGGACCAGGCUCUCGCGCUCAGGUGGCUCAGAGACAACGCUGUCGCUUUCGGAGGUGAUCCUGAUUUGAUUACCAUCUUCGGAGAGUCUGCUGGAGGCAGUUCUGUCAGCUUGCAUUUAAUCUCGCCCGUCACCAGAGGCUUGGUCAGACGUGGAAUCCUUCAGAGUGGCACUCUGAACGCCCCGUGGAGUUACAUGACUGGCGAGAAGGCGAACGAGGUGGCUAGGGUGCUGGUAGACGACUGUGGUUGCAAUUCCACGAUGCUCCAGGAGAAUCCAGCCAGGGUGAUGGCUUGCAUGAGAUCCGUGGACGCGAAAACCAUCUCUGUGCAGCAGUGGAACAGCUACGGGGGCAUCCUCGGCUUUCCAUCGGCGCCCACCAUCGAUGGGAUCUUCCUACCUAAGCAUCCGUUGGAUCUCCUCAGGGAGGCUGACUUCAAGGACACGGAGAUCCUGAUCGGCAACAACGAGAACGAGGGUACCUACUUCAUCCUGUACGAUUUCAACGACGUGUUCGAGAAGGACAAACCGACAUUCGUGAAGCGGGACAGAUUCGUCAACAUUAUCAACAAUAUUUUCAAGAACAUGUCUCAGAUCGAGAGGGACGCCAUCACGUUCCAGUACACAGACUGGGAACAGGUGAACAACGGCUACCUCUAUCAGAAGAUGAUCGCGGACGUAGUUGGCGACUACUUCUUCAUCUGUCCGUCGAUCCACUUCGCCCAACUGUUCGCGGAUCGUGGCAUGAAGGUCUACUACUACUUUUUCACCCAAAGGACGAGCAGCAAUCUAUGGGGCGAGUGGAUGGGAGUGUUGCACGGUGACGAAGUGGAGUACGUGUUCGGGCAUCCGAUGAACAUGUCCUUGAAGUAUAGCAAAGAGGAACGAGAUCUGUCCAUCAUGAUGAUACGAUACUUCUCCAAGUUCGCCUAUACGGGGCAGCCGACGAACGAGAAUGAGUGGCCACCGUACUCGAGGGACCAGCCGCAGUACUAUAUCUUCAACGCUGAGACAACUGGCCUUGGGGGGAAAGGGCUACGAACCACGGCCUGCGCCUUUUGGAACGACUUCCUGCCCAGGCUGAAGGGGGUACCAGAUCCAGCACCAGAGGCUUGCAACAAUGCGAUAACUUCGAGCGUGUCAGCAGGCGCCGAGGAUCUAGCCAACUCCAUCGUGAUCACGGUGUUGUCGUCGAUCCUGGUUUUAUCCAGAGUCAUUUAAAGGCCAAGUAAGAGGGACCCUUUAUCGAUCGAGAGCCUUUUGAGUGCCAGGUAUCCGAGGUUCAAACAGUUGCACGAGUAUUAGGUCUUCGCUCCAGGAUCUCGUUAACACCCUGUUAAUCGUCCGGGCUGAUCGAUGGAUCCCGGCCGCUCAUCGCCGUCGAGAGACCGCCUUUCCCCCCUCAACCGGGCACAGAAGAAGAGGAGAAAGAACGGGGUUCCAAUCGCCAGAUGUUCAAAACGGAAUUUCUACUAUCUGAAAUAACUCUUUCCAAUACGGUACAAUACAGCAAGUCCAUAAAAUGGACUCUUCAGGGCCACGCGAAAGCCUCCAGCUUGAUCAUCUAAUGACCAACGCCUGCGAGAUCGAUGGAGGAAGAAAAAAAGAACGUGGAAGCUGACCUAAAUACAUCUGUUCAUGAAAUGGGCUCACCAGGGCCAAGAAAAGCCUCCAUCCUGGCGAUUUAAUGGCCAGGCAUGAAAGAUUGAUGGACGUCACUGAGAAAAUGGGGACACGCCGAUAAGUGUCAGGUCACAAGAGUGUCUCAGAGGGGAUUGCAUCCCUCUGUAGAAGGCUCGGAUUAUCGAUUUCCUCGAGUAGAACGCGAAAAUUCCUCCCGAAAAAUUCGUGCACAGAGAUUGAAAAGAUAUCGGAAAAGGGGAGAAAUAUCGAUGGAACAGGUUCGAGAACUGUACGAACGUUGGACGAGUGAAUUGAGCGGAACAUACAGGUGGCCGCGAGAUUUGAAUAAAAAUGGCCGGGUCUGAAUCGACUGAUAAUGCACGGACAGGCAAUUUACAUAAAUAAUACUAGGGGGGACAGGCGGAUCGAUACCGUGACAGAGGAAAAACGCGUUCCAGGGGCGGCGUAAACAGUCGGGGCUAUUAACCACCUGUUCGUGCAAUCGAUGGCUCGUGACGUAAAAGUUUCAUUAGUAAAACGCAACAAGUGCUCCACGGUUUUGCAUAAGAAUCUCUUUGGAUCGUGUCCAGAAGCCCUGCCAUCCUGGAUUCCGGCCUUCGCAGAGUCAACUUGGAUCGUGAUCGUACCGCCGGGUGAAAAGUUUCAAGGUGUCUCGAAUCUAUUCGCCGUAUGUGUUCCAGGUGGGCGAUAGAAGUGAGACAUUUCGCGAAAAAUGGAUUUAGCAAGGCUCGGAAUGCACGAGAAGAAAUAUUCUGCCCAAAAGCACACACUUCUCUUCACAGAAUCUUCGAGAGACACCCUCGAGAAGUUAGAAGAAGCAAGAAGAUUUCGCGUAUCAAUCAGAGAUAACCAAUUCGUGAAAUUUUCUUCACCAUAAAAAGGCAAAUCCACGCGAGUAAAUUUGAAGAAGGAAAAAAAGAGAAGGAGGCCUUUCUGUGACAUCCUAUGAAAUCCAAGAUGACGAACUCUCGUGAAACUAACCUGUAGAAAUCUGCUCAGGCCAGAGGGCUGAAAUAUCCUCGAGGAGACACUCGAUCCAAC
Molecule: messenger RNA, 3184 nt
Organism: Habropoda laboriosa
Lineage: Eukaryota; Metazoa; Arthropoda; Insecta; Hymenoptera; Apidae
Product: acetylcholinesterase
Exons: 6
Coding region: 182-1720 (512 amino acids)
Biological process (GO): choline metabolic process; acetylcholine catabolic process in synaptic cleft
Cellular component (GO): plasma membrane
Molecular function (GO): acetylcholinesterase activity
Source: RefSeq, a predicted model, not a curated record